Messenger RNA from Parastagonospora nodorum SN15, 1511 nucleotides. RefSeq lists its product as hypothetical. NCBI's taxonomy places the organism in Eukaryota, Fungi, Ascomycota, Dothideomycetes, Pleosporales, Phaeosphaeriaceae. The record is from RefSeq and is a predicted model, not a curated record. The transcript is spliced from 3 exons. The coding region runs from base 1 to 1101 and encodes 366 amino acids.
AUGUCGGCGGCAACAAAUCAGCCCGUGCAGCAGGGCCAGCAGCGCCCGCGCGCUGGAACGCACUUCAGCUUCCGCAGCGACCGCAGCAACGAGUUGUCUCCUACAAAGAGCAAGCAGAGCAAACACGAACGCAAAGUCAGCGACAGCGAGAAACGACGGACGCACUACGACCCCAGCACCAAAGCGAACCCCAACCAAGCCAUGAAUGAAGCCCAGCCCAUCGCUGCUGCGCUCGAGAAGCCGACUCUUCAGUCCCUACGCUCGUUCCAACACAAAGACACACAAGGCAAUGAGAUUGUUGACCCCGAUCUUUCCAACCCCACACGCUCGCGAUGGGAGCGUCCGCUCGACACCAUCAAGUCUUUCGAAGCAGCCAUCGAUGGCGAGUACCGCCGCCGGGCGCAGACGGUGCGCGGCGACCAGUCCGAGGUGAUGAGCGGCUACAACAGCAGGCGGAGCAGCUACUACGGCGGCGGACCCGACCAGGCCCGCUACUCGCGCGCGAGCUACUACGGCAACCAGGGCCGUGAUAGCUACGACCAAGGCAGCGGCAUGGGUGGUCCUGUUGGUGGACACUCGCAGCGCAUGCGCUAUGGCAACCGCAUGCAGUCGGACCCUGGGUGGAACAACAGGCAGAGCCAAUACAACAACAGCGCCAACAUCAACGGCAACGGUGUAUACCCCAUGCACGGACUACAACAAUCGCGCGACACUGUCAACACGAACGGCUCGAACGGAAGCCACAGCGACGGGCCGUACUCCAAUGAGCCCAGCAGCGACAAUUCUUCGUUUGAGCGCGGCGGACCUGUAAACCGCCCGCAGCCUCUGCCGAACCAGAACGUCGGUGAGCAGUACGGAUUCAAUGGCUUUGGCCAGGCACCGCAGAUGGACACGUACGGGCAAGUGCCGAACGGUGGCCAGUACCCACCUCAGACCAACAACGGGCCUCCCCCACCUCCGAAACACGUCGCACAACCUGCGCCGAUCAAGUUGACCAGCAGUUCGCCGCCUCCCAACAGCGGUAGCCCAAACGUGCUGUCGAAGAACGGUGGCGAUGACAAGAGGAGGAGCUGGUUCAAGAGGCGGUUCAGCAAGGACUAGAUAUCCUUUAGCUGGGACUCUCCCGACGCAGCAAACGGUAUAAUAUGGAAGAAGCAUAUGAGGGUACAGAUCUUGUAGUCAAGUCGACUCUGAGAUUUACAUCCUCGAAAGCUGGUCUUGGGGGGAAAUAUGGAUGGCUGCGCCCAUAUGGAUUGGGUCAUGACGAAAUGAUUGAGAUAUCCUCUUGGGCUUCGCGAUAAGUCAUUCUUAUCCAUCUGAGACUGGACAGACAUCGCUAUGGAGUUUGUGGGGGUUCUCUUUUUUUGCAUUGAGAUUUCCGUUAGAUAUCAGACUGGGAAUUGUCACUCCUUAGGAAGCGGAGCUGGUUUUGAUGUGCUACAGAAGCGUCUCUUUGGGGAGAGCAGUGGUUGUAGUAAUCUUAAUGUGCGACCGGCAUUUUUAUCUCGUCA